AUGGAGCUGCGCUCGGAGCUGCCCAGCGUGCCAGGCGCGGCGACGGCGGCGGCGACAGGGACGGGGCCGCCCGUGGCGUCGGUGGCAUCGGUGGCAGCGGCGGCGGCGGCGGCCGCUUCGCUGCCGGUGAGCGUGGCGGGCGGCUUGCUACGGGCGCCGCCGCUGUUGUUGCGGGCGGCGGAGAAGUACCCGCGGACCCCCAAGUGCGCGCGCUGUCGCAACCACGGCGUGGUGUCGGCGCUCAAGGGCCACAAGCGCUACUGCCGCUGGAAGGACUGCCUGUGCGCCAAGUGCACGCUCAUCGCCGAGCGCCAGCGCGUCAUGGCGGCGCAGGUGGCGCUGCGCAGGCAGCAGGCGCAGGAGGAGAACGAGGCGCGCGAGCUGCAGCUGCUCUACGGCACGGCCGAGGGCCUGGCGCUGGCCGCCGCCAACGGCAUCAUCCCGCCGCGACCCGCCUACGAGGUCUUCGGCUCUGUGUGCGCCGCCGACGGCGGGGGGCCGGCAGCCGGAGCGCCCGCGGGGACCGGAGGCGGCGCAGCGGGCGCCGGGAGCUCAGAAGCCAAGUUACAGAAGUUUGACCUGUUCCCCAAGACGCUGCUUCAGUCAGGCCGCCCGGGCAGCCCGCAGCCGCCGCCAGGCAAGCCCUUAUCACCCGACGGCGCGGACUCGGGUCCGGGGGCAUCGUCCCCGGAGGUGCGGCCGGGCUCGGGCUCGGAGAACGGCGACGGCGAGUCCUUUUCAGGGUCGCCCCUGGCCCGGGCCUCCAAGGAGGCAGGUGGGAGCUGCCCGGGCAGCGCUGGCCCCGGAGGCGGCGGCGAGGAGGACAGCCCGGGCUCCGCCAGCCCUCUGGGCUCGGAAUCCGGUUCCGAGGCCGACAAAGAAGAAGCAGAGGCCGCGCCCGCGCCGGGGCUGGGCGGGGUCCCGGGUCCACGGCAGCGGACGCCGCUGGACAUCUUGACGCGCGUCUUCCCGGGCCACCGGCGAGGCGUCCUGGAGCUGGUGUUGCAGGGCUGCGGGGGCGACGUGGUGCAGGCCAUCGAGCAGGUGCUGAACCACCACCGCGGGGGCCUGGCGGCCGGCCUUGGCCCCGCCGUGCCUCCCGAGAAGGCCGCGGUGGGUGCCGUCGCAGCAGCGGACGACGCGUGGCCGGGCCGCGUGGACGCCGCCGCCGCGGCCGGGGGUCCCGGGCUGCCCGCGCCCCUGCAGGCCGGCCCCGCCGCCCCGCCGCACCACAGACCUUUGCUGGCCGGCGCCAUGGCGCCCGGGGCGCUGGGCUCGCUGAGCAGCCGCUCGGCCUUCUCGCCGCUGCAGCCCAACGCCAGCCACUUCGGCGCCGACGCGGGCGCCUACCCGCUGGGCGCGCCGCUCGGCCUCAGCCCCCUGCGCCUGGCCUACUCGGCGGCGGCGGCGCACAGCCGCGGCCUGGCCUUCAUGGCUCCCUACUCCACCGCCGGCCUCGUGCCCACCCUCGGCUUCCGCCCGCCCAUGGACUACGCCUUCAGCGACCUCAUGCGCGACCGCUCGGCCGCCGCCGCGGCUGUGCACAAGGAGCCGACCUACGGCGGCGGCCUCUACGGGCCGAUGGUCAACGGCGCCCCGGAGAAGCAGUAG
Molecule: messenger RNA, 1611 nt
Organism: Equus quagga
Lineage: Eukaryota; Metazoa; Chordata; Mammalia; Perissodactyla; Equidae
Gene: DMRTA2
Product: DMRT like family A2
Exons: 2
Coding region: 1-1611 (536 amino acids)
Biological process (GO): sex differentiation; germ cell development; regulation of transcription by RNA polymerase II
Cellular component (GO): nucleus
Molecular function (GO): RNA polymerase II cis-regulatory region sequence-specific DNA binding; DNA-binding transcription factor activity, RNA polymerase II-specific; protein binding
Source: RefSeq, a predicted model, not a curated record